GAUAAGAGUGUGGCACCGCGGCAUGCAGGAGCUCCAACAGGAGGCGGAUUGUUACUGGAGGAUCACUUUCUACCUACACAUCCCACCAUUUAUCUCCCACGUGGAGAGGAUGUGUCGCACUGAAGUUGAUCCGGACUUUUAAAGCGCGCGCCUGGAAGUUUUCCAGCAUGACACAGCAAAGAGAGAAAGUGUUACGAGACAGAAUGUUAGAUAUUCAGCGUGUCACACCCCGGAUUAUUUACUUCCCAUUCCUGUUUGAUCGUAAAAGUGGGGACGCAGCAGGUGAUCGCUGAGAUUUUGGACCUCGAUCACAGGCGGAUUAAUGUGAAAUGGUCCCGAUUUGUCUCAGGAGCUGGGAGGAUAUAACCUGAACGAAAAAGGAAUCGGAGUCCACCAUGAGUGCGCUGGUUCUGCUGUGCGUAAUAGCCGGGUUGUUGCGCUCCAGCCUGGGCAACAGGAACUGUCCGGACCUGAUCGUGGAAAGCUGCCACUGCUCCGCUGAGAGGUCCAAGCAGCUGAGCCGGCAGCAGGUCCGGGUCAGGGUGGUUUGUGACGAUGUGGAGCUGAUGGACACCCUGCAGCCCAGCUUCCUGCCCAACAGAACCGUGUCCCUGAACCUGAGCAACAACAAGAUCUCCCUGCUGAGGAACGGCUCUUUCUACGGCUUGGCUGCUCUGGAAAAACUGGACCUGAAAAAUAAUUUGAUCAGUACGGUGGAGCCCGGGGCCUUCAGAGGUCUGCAUGCUCUGAGGAGACUGGAUCUGUCCAACAACAGGAUCGGCUGUGUCUCGCCUGAAAUGUUUCUCGAUUUGGGCAGCGUUUCAAAAUUGAAUCUAUCUGGGAACAUCUUCUCCACACUGACUGUGGGAAUCUUCACGCACCUUGUGGCUCUCAAAGUGCUGCACUUCAGCACAGAGACUUUGUUCUGUGACUGUCAGCUGAAGUGGCUGCUUCUCUGGGCUCGAAGCAACUCGCUGAAGAUCGGCAACGACACGGUGUGUGUGUUCCCCACACAGCUCCACGGACUGGAGUUUCGCAACCUUCGUGAGCAGCAGCUCAGAUGUGAUGGACCUCUGGAGAUGCCCCUCUUCCAGCUUAUCCCUUCCCAGAGACAGGUAGUUUUCCGUGGGGAUCGUCUUCCCCUGCAGUGCACCGCUUCCUACCUGGACCCUUCGGUGGAGCUGCGAUGGCGUCACAACCGCCGCAUGGUGACCACGCAUGAGGACCGGGGCAUCUACGUGGAGGACACACUGAUUCACGACUGCUGCCUGAUCACAAGUGAGGUCAUCCUCUCCAACAUUGAGCUUGGCAUCGGUGGCACCUGGGAGUGCCUGGUCACCAGUUCCCGUGGCAACACCUCUCAGCAAAUGGAGAUAGUGGUUCUGGAGACGUCGGCACCGUACUGCCCCACAGACAGAGUCACCAACAACAAGGGGGAUUUCAGGUGGCCAAAGACUUUAGCUGGCAUCCUUGCCUUCUUGCCCUGCGCUGCUGCCACCUUUGGCUCGGCCCCCCACCCCUCUGGCAGCGCCGCCCACCCCUCCAGCCAGAGGGGGAAGAAGGCUUGGCGGAGCUGUGACCAAAGUGGACGCUGGGCGGAGGAGGACUACACCCAGUGUCUGUACGCCAGCGAGCUGACCCGCGUGCUGCACGAACUCACACAGAUAACUGUGAAUACCACCAAUGCUCAGCCCUUGGGCCAGCAGUUAGUGGCCUUCACCAGCAGGGCAGAACACUUCACUGAUGUCAUGGACGUCAUCUUCGUCACUCACCUGGUGGAGAGGUUGACGAGGCUGGUGGAGAAACGUAAAGAUCUGGGGGACUAUAUAUCAGACAUCGCCAGUAACAUGAUGCUGGUGGAGGAGCACGUCCUGUGGAUGGCCCAGAAUGAGGCCAGAGCGUGCACUCGCAUCGUCCAGUGCGUGGAGCGCAUCGCCGACCUGUCGCUGACCGGAGACAAUCAGGUCAUUUCUAAGGUUUCAGCUAACAUAGCUCUGGAGGCCUUUCUGAUCCGACCGUCCAACUUCCUCGGUCUGUCCUGUACUGCACUUCAGCGCCCCCCCCCCUCAUCUGCCACCUCGCCCCUCCCUGACGGCCACUCCCACUCCGACCAGGACAAGAUCAGAGAGGGUGACGCCGCGGGGGAGUCGUUGCUCAACUUCAAAUGCCACACCGUCAACAACAGCGCUUCACCAGCCAGUCAGCUCAGCAAGAACUCAGUGGCAGUCGCCUCAAUCAAUGUACCGCUGGCUGGUACGCCUAUCUCCUCCUCUGCGUUGCAAUCUGUUGAUAACUCCACUUGCAAGCUGCAGUUUAUUGUGUUUCGCAAUGGGAAACUCUUCCCUUGCACGGGCAAUUCGUCCAAUCUCGCAGACGAUGGGAAGCGUAGGAGCGUUUCGACACCAGUUGCUUUCACCAAAUUAGAUGGGUGCAGCCUGGGGAGCGCCGUGCACACCGUUACUAUUGCUCUCAGGCACUUCGCACUGGGUGUAGACCCCACCGCCGCCUAUUGGGAUUUUGACCUGCUGGAUGGACACGGUGGCUGGAGGGCAGAGGGCUGCCACAUAACAGGCUCCGGGGGCAACACGACCACCAUUCAUUGCACCCAUCAUAAUAACUUUGCUGUGCUAAUGGAUCUGAAGAAGGUGCUGUCUUUCCCCCCGUACCCUGGGGAGUUUCUGCACCCGGUCGUGUAUGCCUGCACGGCGGUCAUGUUGCUCUGCCUCUUCGCCUCCAUCAUCACCUACAUAGUGCACCACAGCGCGAUCCGCAUCAGUCGGAAGGGAUGGCACAUGCUUCUCAACUUCUGUUUCCACACGGCGCUGACCUUUGCUGUGUUUGCCGGCGGCAUCAAUCGAAUCAAAUACCCCAUCAUCUGUCAAGCAGUCGGGGUCGUGCUGCACUACUCGUCUCUGUCGACAAUGCUGUGGCUCGGGGUGACUGCCAGGAACCUUUACAAGCAGGUGACCAAGAAACCUCCGCAGAGCCAGGAUGGUGACCCGCCCCCGCCCCCUAAACAACCCCUAUUGAGAUUUUAUUUAGUCAGCGGUGGAGUGCCCCUCAUCAUCUGCGGGGUCACGGCGGCCGUCAAUAUAGACAACUAUGGCAGCGGGGAGCAGGCGCCGUACUGCUGGAUGGCGUGGGAGCCCAGCCUGGGAGCCUUCUUUGGCCCCGUGAGCUUCAUCAUCCUGGUGACAUGCAUCUACUUCCUGUGCACCUUCAUCCAGCUGCGGCGACACCCCGAGAAGAAGUACGAGCUGAAGCAGCUGACGGAGGAGCAGCAGAGGCUGGCCGCCGUCGAUGUGCCCACCCACUGCCACCAGGGAGCUGAGCCGGGGGCCCUAGUGGCCCCGUCCGGUGGGGGCCACUGCCCCGCUGGCUGUCCGGGGGUUCCCAUUAACCCUGCGCUGCUGGCCAAUGAGCACUCCUUCAAGGCUCAGCUACGAACGGCGGCCUUUACCCUCUUCCUGUUCCUGGCCACCUGGACGUUCGGGGCCCUGGCCGUGUCGCAGGGCCACUUCCUGGACAUGAUCUUCAGUUGCCUCUACGGUGCCUUCUCCGUCACCCUCGGCCUCUUCAUCCUCAUCCAUCACUGUGCCAAGCGCGACGAUGUUUGGCAUUGCUGGUGUUCGUGUUGUCCCGGACGAAAUGCCGAAGCCCAAGGGGCCCCUCAGGCGCGACCUAAAGUCAACGUGAACGGAGACACCCCUGGGCAUGGCCACGGUCACAGCCACUGCCACCAUGACUCUCCGUGUCACGGUAAAGCAGUGAUAACCUGCAGUCAUGGCGGUUUAGCUCACUGUAAACACGCCGCCCUCCCCUCCUUGCAGAACCAUGUGACGUGCCUGGCGCCGGUGGCUCCGUGCUGCGCGGCGAUGCACAGCCAGCAGCUGAUGGAGGAGGAGCCCGCGGCGACACACGUGCUGCUACACGCCGACCCGGAAGGGUACCGGCCGGGGAUCCAGCUGCACCCCUGCCUAAAGAGCAGCACCAGGACUAAAAGCCGUCACUUCGGCCGCCGGGCCGGUGCUUGCGGGGCAGCGGGCGAAAAGGAGUACGCCUAUCACAUCCCCUCCAGCGUGGACGGAGGCAGCAUGCACAGCUCACACACUGACAGCCCCCACAGCACACAUGAGCGCCACGCCCACACCUGUCCACACCUGGGCCACGAAGGCCACCACGACGGGCAUCACACGUGCCACUGCGCUGCCACCGCCGCCACGCACGAGGCCCUGGUGUGCCAUAAUCCCUGCCACAGGCACAUCUGCUGCGCCAAGGCUGACCUUUUCCCCUCCCUGUGCCCGGCAGAGGCGGGCGACACGGGCAUCUUCCUGUGUGGCUGCGGCAAAGUGGCCGAGCCGGACCCGAUGGCAACACAUCACCAUCUGGAGAUGCACGCCCCGCGCAGACAAUCGUUCCCUCAGAACCCGCCCAAUCAGAAUGGGAUUCUAAAGGGGGGCCUGCAAGAAGGACUCCUGUACGGCUCAGACAGCACGGGGAAUAUACGCACGGGGCCCUGGAAGAAUGAAACUACUGUGUAGUGUGGGAGAUGGGCGACUCCAUGCCCAGUCCUGCCAAAAAUAAACCCUUUCUAGAAUUAAAAAAAAAGGAAUUUAACAUUUUAAACAUCACAAUCAGCGUGGGAUAUUUUAAUUUGAAUGUCCUCAUGUUUCUAUGCGUGCUGUUUUACUGUACAGAAAUCAUGUAAAUGCUCAUUGAAGAGCCUCCAUACACAGAACAGAUUCUCCUCCAUAACACCAUCAGAUUGAAUUGAAGGUUGUUCAGUAUCACUACAGAUUUCUCUAUCUCUAUAAAUAUAUAUAUAUAUAUAGAUAUAUACAAGAAAAUGAAUGGUUGUAUGUAUGAAUAUGUGUGUUAGUGCUCAAAGGAAACACGCUGCAACAUUUUCUUUUACACUUCCAAUCUCAAUCCAUCGAAUACUUUACGAUGACAGUCCUCCAGUACUUUAAAGAGCUCUCCACAUCCAUGUUUUAGACGACAACUAAACCAGCAAUUUUAGACUUCAUGGGUAUUUUUGAAAUCCAGUCAAGCUACUGUGAACAUACAAAGAUACCGUUGCUUGUAAGAGAUGUGUGGAUUCUAGUUUAAUUUGUAAAGCAACAGAAAAAGAGAAGUGAAGUUAAGAAUCCUUUUUAAAGCCGGUAUGACGUCUUCACUGUUGUAUUUAUCUUUUCUCGAAAGAAGUGAAAAACGGCAGUAUCAAAAGGAACAGCGUCGGCCAUUGUGAAUAGAGAGUUGGUGUCAUUGGAUCCAGUGCCAUCUUUUUAACACUGUGCCAUAAAGAAAGGUCAUUACAGACAGUUCAUUGCCAAACUAGUGUGCAGGUUUUUGUAUCCUCUUUAGCUCAGCUUUCAUAUGCAAUCUAACAUUAUAAAAAUAUGGUUCAUUGUUUACUCAAAAAAACAGUGUGAAUGUGAUCAUAGAAGAAACAACAAGCUGCUUUGGGAAACUCCACUGUGACCAAUGUCUAUUAUAUUAUAAAUACUAAGGAAACAUUUACGGCAAUCUCACCCUCUAUUAGCGAAAGCCACAGAAUAACACAUGGAGAAAUCAGAGCAAAUUCAGUCCAUUUAUAUUUUAUUUAUUCGUAAUUUGUCUCCUAAAAAUCACAAAGCAUGCAUGCUUUGUUUUAUGAGCCAAGUCUUAGAUUUUGAAUUCACAUCCAUUAAAUUAUUAUUUGCCUUGCAGCUUGCCAAUUAUUAUUUUUGACACGUAUUGGAUUAAUCCUAGUCACCAAAAAAUACUGUAUUAUUUUCAUGCUGGAGAUCUCUAUUGAACAAAAAUAUAGCUGGUUUUCAACAACAGGAACACAUGUUAUCGAAUUACUUGUAGUUGGUUUAAAAUGUAUACAUUCAGAUUUUAAAGUGGGCAAAGCUUUGUUGCUAAAUUAAGAACCAAUCUCCUUUUACUGAAUCGAAUUCUACCUACCCACAAAAAAUAAUAAUUACAUCAAUGUACGUGCUGUCAGGACCUAGUAAGUAGGCUAUAAAAGGUAUGUGUGUUGGGGGGGACCUUACUUUGUUUGCCAGCUAGCUACUGUAGCUAAACAUUUUGUAAGCCAAGCUGCAUUCACAUGAUAUGCGAUUGGCUCUUUGCUCAACCCAAGGUUGGACACAGAGUUUUGCAGUAAAGAUAGCUAGUUAAGAUUUGUUUGUAUGGUUACCUCCUUUGCUGGCAUAAAUGUCAUCUGAUUGGUUGCAUGUCGAAAGCGUUCUGCAAAAAAUGCGGAGUGGUGCGCAACGCCAAGGCUAGGAGCUGCCCUCUUAGUCUUUAAACUUGUGUUUGUUGUCUGACUUCUCUGUACAUCAGUAGUGUAUGUAAUGCCCAAAGAAGCUUGCUGACUCACCGGACAGCUGGUAUUGUGACAAAAACAAAUCAUUUACAAGACCUUAUUCUAUUUGCUAGCUAGCUAGCUAAAAGGUUAGUCAGUUAGGCCUUGUUUGAAUCCUUGCUAACUACGAGGUUGGGCACAGAGUAUUGCAGUGAAAACAGUUAGUUAGGUUUCGUUUCAAUGGUAACCUGCCCUGCUAGCUUGCGCUACAUCUUAUUGGUUGCACGUCAAAAGUUCACUGGUAAAGGAGGUAAAAGUUAAAAUAGUUUGAACUGCAAUGUUAGCGCAAUGUGAGCGCAGAGCCGUUACCGUGUAUCAUGUGAAUGCAGCUUUGGCCUACAAUUUCAUUCAUGAUUUCAUGAUCCGCAAAGAAGUUCUAAUUUCUCCUCCAACAUAAAACUCAACUUGGGUUCAGUCUUCCCAGAAAAUGUACUCUUUUGCCAAACAUUUCUCAAAAUGUGACAGCCAUUUAAAAAGUGUUACCUUCCAAGGUUCAAGGUUAGUUUAUUUCUAUAGCACAUUUUAAGACACAGAGGCAAUUCAAAGUGCUUCACAUAGGCAUUCAACCUAUAAUAAUUAAAAACAAAACAAACACACACACACCAAAAAGAAGACAGUUCAUAAAAGCGAUAAAAUAUUGUCUGCCAAUAUUAAAGUUAAUACUAGAUCACAUUUACAUUGAUGCAACAGAUUUCAAUUUCAUUUAGGUUUGAAUAGGCUAAGUCCCCGUGCCAUGACAAUUUGCUGCGUGUCAUCCCCUCUGUCUCCCCCUAUCAACACUGUCACUUGAAUAAAGGCAUUAGUGGCCCAAAAGGUCUUUACAAUUAAUCUUUCUAAAUUAUUAUUUUGUAAACUUGUUUAAAAAUAAUAUUAUAUAAUGGGUUUGAAAAGUAAUCAUUGUUGGUGCAACCCAGAAUAAGCAUAUGCUAAUGAGGCUAAAUUGAAUAUGGAAUGUUUUUGUUUUUGUACCAUGAAGGUCACAAUCUCUCUGAACUAUUGACGCUCAAAGAGAGGCUCUUUAUUGAAUUCAAAGCACUUGUCUUGAAUGAUGAUAUUAAGUAUGAUGCUGCAGACAAAACCCCACAUAAACAUAUUGUCAGCUAUAAACGAAAUCUAUAAAAAAAAUGACAUCCAAGCAGCGCAUAUAAUCUCACAGCAAACUCGCGAAAAACACUUGGCAUGCACACCAUCUCUUCAUCCAUCUCGUGCACUCUUGUCUGUGUAUAUUGAAUCAGUUUCUGAUUAAUUAUUUUAUAUGAGAUUUAAGAUAUUUAAGAUUAAAAAGUCUAUAUGUAAUAGAAGUUGUAUGGGGGGAAAAAGUGACCUCUCAAUGUUACUGCUCAGUAUCUGAGUUUAGAAAUGUCCUUUUUGUUUUCUAAUGAAUUUUUUUCUGUUGAUCUCAUAAAGUAUGCAGACUCGCCAUGUUGUUGUGAGUUCAUCCUGUCAUAUCAGAAAUAGAAAACUGCACUACCCAUGAUAACAUUUGGCCUGCUAGAUUAGAAUGUGUCACUUGCAGUGUGUUUAUUAUAGAAAUGUUUGUUCAGACAGAAAUAUUUGAACAAAAAAAAGUGACAAAAUUACUAUUAAUGUGAUACUCCCUUUAUUUGGAUGGCAGGAAUAUUGAAAGGAGGCCCUAGUAAACAUCGAUUAUGAUGCAUGAACCUCAUAGCUUUGCACAGGACCACAAUUUAUUUCCAAGGUCUGUGGGAAAAAAUAUGAAUCUCAGUAGUUAUAAAACCAUAUUUGAUCUCACAAUAUGGGCUUCUUUGAGCCUCCAUACACUGGCAGUUACUGAAAAAGGGAUUUGUAACAGUAUCAGAACACAAUAUUUGAAAUCACCUGCUUAACAAGAGAACAUUAGGCUAGGUUCAUUGCUGAGCUUGUGUAUUUGCUGGUGGUGUGUCUUUAGGAGCAGCCCGAGCUUCUUACAGUCUGUAAGACGAUGUGUUUGGUGUCCGACUUCUCUGUGCGUCAGUAGCAGAUGUACUGCCCUGAACAAGCUUGCUGACUCACCGGACGGCUGCUGGAAUAUUCACCUGUGGUACUGUGACAAAAAAAACAACCUAAAGCCAGUUUUCACUUUUUUCUACAUUGACACAGAUUCCAAUAAAUGUAUUUUUUCACCAUGCAA
Molecule: messenger RNA, 8483 nt
Organism: Gymnodraco acuticeps
Lineage: Eukaryota; Metazoa; Chordata; Actinopteri; Perciformes; Bathydraconidae
Product: adhesion G protein-coupled receptor A3
Biological process (GO): cell surface receptor signaling pathway; G protein-coupled receptor signaling pathway
Cellular component (GO): glutamatergic synapse; plasma membrane; postsynaptic density
Molecular function (GO): G protein-coupled receptor activity; protein binding
Source: RefSeq, a predicted model, not a curated record